Messenger RNA from Serendipita indica DSM 11827, 882 nucleotides. Lineage: Eukaryota; Fungi; Basidiomycota; Agaricomycetes; Sebacinales; Serendipitaceae. The record is from the annotation of a GenBank genome assembly.
AUGAGCUCCUCAGAACAACCGGAAGGGCUCUCAAUUCGCUCAUACCAGACCCUCUCCUCUGGGACUAAGAUCCCGAGUCUGGGGCUCGGCGUAUAUAAGAACACUGGGGAAACAGUCGUCACCGCAUGUCUAGCCGCACUCGAAGCAGGAUAUAGACACAUAGAUUCGGCGCAGAUGUACGCAAACGAAGCUGAAGUGGCAGAAGCCAUUUCGAAGAGUGGACUUCCCCGAUCCGAGAUAUUCGUCACGACAAAAAUUCAGUCCAGAGAUUGGAAAGAAGUCGAUAAACAUGUAAAGUCUUCCCAUCGCCAGUUUUCAAGACAUGACAAUGACCGAUUCUGGUUCGGUCCAAUCAAUCUCUUGCUGAUACACGAUCCAAGAAUCGAUCCAGCGGAUAGAUUGUCAAUGUGGAAGGACUUCCUCAAGGCGCGAGAUGAAGGCCUUGUCGAGAAUGUUGGCGUCAGUAACUUCGCUGUUCGUCACCUCCAGCAAAUCGUUGAUGCAGGCCUCGAGUUGCCAUCUGUGAAUCAGGUGGAGCUGCAUCCGUUUUGCCAAAGGCGAGAUAUUGUCAAGUGGUGUCGAGAGAACGGGGUCGUCGUAGAGGCAUAUUGCCCACUCGUCCGUGGCCGAAAUUGGGAUAAUCCCACUCUUGUCAACUUGUCUGAGAAGUAUGAGAGGGAUACUGGUCAGAUACUCGUGAGAUGGAGCCUUCAGAAAGGGUUUAUCCCUCUUCCAAAAUCCUCACAAGCACAUCGCGUAAAGCAUAAUGCGGAUGUAUUCAAUUUCAAUAUCAGCGAAGAGGAUAUGGCAGCGUUGGAUGCUUUGGACCAAGGCGACGCUGGUGCGAUAGCGGGCUGGAACCCGCCCAUAAACGUGCCAUAG